Messenger RNA from Thlaspi arvense, 1546 nucleotides. Lineage: Eukaryota; Viridiplantae; Streptophyta; Magnoliopsida; Brassicales; Brassicaceae. The record is from the annotation of a GenBank genome assembly.
ACGACUUUGCUGCAUUCAAAACAUCCACACGUUUAAACGCCUUUCAAUACCAUCCACUCGUUUACUUCCCCAUACAAACUAAGAUUUAAUUAUUUUUGGAUGUUCAACGAAGAAAACCAUGGGGUGUCAUUUCUAGACAAGUCUAUGCAUUCCCAAAACAUGAUUUACAUAUAUUAACACACAUCACUGCCUCUCAAACACGUCUCGUUUAAAUGAUGAUUCGUGUACAUCUUCAAGUAUUUAACCAUAGAUCGAACUUGGAGAACAGAAUCUGCAGAGCCAGAAGUAAGAGAGAGUACCAUAUUAUGCUUUUAACUCCAUAUCCGAGACUUGCGUCUCCAUUAUUCGCUGCCAAGUCUGCUCCUGAAUCAUCACUGACCAGAAGAGCCAGAGCUGCUUCUUAUACUCCUUUGCUGUUUCUGAGACCGAACCGUAGAUUUGAUGGCUUGAAGCUCAAGUCAGGCACAGUUCCGGAAAACGUGCAAGGAGAUGUGGAAUCUGGAGGUCUGGUCAAAGGGCUGAAGCUAGGAGGCAUGUUCGGAGUUUGGUAUCUUCUCAAUAUAUACUACAACAUCUUAAACAAACAGGUACUUAGGGUUUAUCCAUAUCCAGCGACUGUAACAGCAUUUCAAUUCGGGUGUGGGACCUUGAUGAUAGCAGUAAUGUGGCUCUUUAAACUCCAUCCUCGCCCCAAAAUCGCUCCUUCUCAGAUUCCGGCGAUCCUACAGCUAGCAGCGGCUCACACAUUAGGAAACUUGUUAACAAACGUGAGCUUGGGAAGAGUAAACGUCUCUUUUACCCACACAAUCAAAGCGAUGGAGCCUUUCUUCACCGUCUUGUUCUCUGUUCUCUUGCUCGGUGAGGAAGCUUUGGACAACAUCAACCUUUUCUCAGUAAUAACCAUUAUCUCCUUUGCCUUGCUGGUUCCUGUAGCAAUUCUCAUCGAUGGGUUUAAGUUUACCCCUUCGCAGUUACAACUAGCUACAAGUCGGGGUUUGACCGUGAGAGAGUUUUGCACCAUGGCUCUUCUUGCUGGUGUGUGCUUGCAUAGCUACCAACAGGUAUCGUAUAUGAUCUUAGAGAUGGUGUCUCCAGUCACACACUCUGUUGGGAAUUGCGUGAAGCGUGUGGUGGUCAUUGCAUCAUCCAUUCUUUUCUUCCAAACUCCAGUCUCGCCUCUUAAUUCCAUAGGUACGGCUACUGCACUAGCUGGCGUUUACUUGUACACCAGAGCCAAAAGGGUCAAAGUCAAACCAAACCCCAAAACUUCCUGAAGUCUUUUUUUUCUUGUUGUUUUGGUUUUCAACCUCUUGACGUUGGUUGUUGUAUAUAAAAAAUUGUAGAAGCUCUUCUGUUUUUUGUUUCCUUACAUCAUCAGUGUCGCUAUUUAGUGACAUACUGACAUCCACUUAUUCACGUUACGUAAAGAGAUUUCAAACAUUUAUUUCCACCAUUUCAACAUGAGCUUUUUAAACAAGCACAAAUCGAAUUCCUUUAUGUACUUGUUUACGAUCUACAUUUAUUUAUUGAGAAAGUGUAAUAUUUU